UUUUGCGAAAAUAAGAUACAUAUUUUUUGUCGUGAAGUUACUUGACGAUUCAACCUAUUUACUACCACUUACUAUAUUGCUUUUCUUUUCUAACGGCAAUCUUUAGCAUUUGCAGUAUUUUAUAGGACAAUAAGUUGGAUCGUGUGAAUUAGAUGUAACUGAGUUUAAAAAAAAACUUUUUUUUUACUAACAACACCGGUUAACUGUCAAUAUCAACAUGUCAUUCAAUUCAACACGUAUUUGUCAAUGUUUUUAUUGCUUUUAAAUAAUUACUCAUGAUUUACUCUUUAAUAGCUACUAAUUCUUAACUCCUAAGAUAAAAUGGACAAUAGCCUAGCAUUAACUAUGGAAAAUGUUCUGAGAAACGAUACGGCUUGUAGAAUAUGUUUAGCACAAGGCGAAUCCAUGCAAGCCCUAUUUGUCGAAGGGACUGGUAUCAUUGAACAAAUAGAAUAUUGUACUGGCAUAAGAUUACUCAACGAACCAGCCCUCCCGUCUCACAUCUGCCCGGCCUGCCUCACGCACCUCACCAUCGCCCACUCCUUCAAAUCCACCUGUCUGUCCUCGCAUCACACGCUCCACCCGCACGCUCAGACGCUUGUCAACACCGACGUGAAGGUCGAGCGGGACGAUGAUUGGGUCAAGGAGGAACGGAAGAGUAGGAGGGUUAAAAUGAAGAAGGAGAAGGAAGAUAGAACAAAAAAUCGGAAACCACCCCAGACAGCUCACGAAUAUAUCUACACAGAAAACAAUCAAACUAUGUACGUCAACAUUGGGAACAGUUUCACCCCAAGUAUACCUUCAACCGACAGAAUACCUGGCGCCUCAGUCUUAGAAAAAACACCAAAGAAGAGAUCUAAAAAGGGCUCCGCAGACGCUUCUAACUGGGAAACUAAUAAAAAAAAGAAAGCUAGAGAAUCCGGUAGAGCGUAUUUAAGUCAGAAACGUAUAAAAGGCGUAAAAGUUGGCUUCGAAACUAGAAAAGAAAGAAAAAUGGGACCGCCAUGUUCUUCAAGCUUAUGUAGAAAAAGCUCAAAGCGACGAUGCGAUAUAGUCAAAGAUAAAGACAGAAAAUACUGCUUCAAUAAAUUCUGGGGUUUAAAUUGGUCAGAUAAAAAACAAUAUAUAGUAGAUCUAGUUGAUGUUACUAACUGUAAGAAGGUUAACGGAGAGUCGAGGAGAAGUAAGACAAUUAAGUAUAAUUUGGAGGUGAAUAAUGAGUGCUGGCCGGUAUGUAAGAAGAUGUUUUUGAAUACGUUAAGUGUGGGGGAGAAGACUGUGCUAGGGUGGUUAGAAAAAGCUUGUGAACAGGCCAUGAAUAAUACAGAUUGAUGUAUACAGUAAAUGUCAAAUGUUGUCUAACUAAUCAAAUUAAAUAAAGAAUAAUUUAUUGUCAGAUAACUAAGACGCAAUUAUUAUAUUCUGUGCCAGAAGAGUCCUUGUCGUUCAUUUGCAAUAAGGACGAAUUUCAGUUGAAAUUUAAGAUGAAAACGUCCUUAUUACACCAGAAAUUAAGGACUCUUUAGAAUGCAAUACCACAUAUAUUUACAUACUAACAUAGGUAACAUAUAAUUAUAAUCAUUUAUAACCAACCAUAAGUUUCUUGUAUUUCUGCCCCUAUGUAUACCUAACUAGCUAAACUAAUUCAAUCUUUGGACCCCCAUUUCACCCCCUUAGAAGGUGAAUUUAGAAAAAUCCUUUCUCAGUGCGUCUAUUUCUGUUUAUUUCAGUAAUUUUUUAUAGAAUUUUACAAACAAAACUGUUAAUCUAUUAUUAUUUAGAUUCUAAUUGAGUUAGGUCUAAUUGAGGUCAUGCAUUACAUUAUAGUUUCAAAGUUAGUAUUAUAAUAAUAUACUAGCUUUUGCCUUCGGCUUCGCUCGCGUUAGAAAGAGACAAAAAGUAGCAUAUGUCACUCUCCAUCCAUUCAACUAUCUCCCUUUA
Molecule: messenger RNA, 1941 nt
Organism: Leguminivora glycinivorella
Lineage: Eukaryota; Metazoa; Arthropoda; Insecta; Lepidoptera; Tortricidae
Product: zinc finger protein 660-like
Exons: 3
Coding region: 322-1332 (336 amino acids)
Biological process (GO): regulation of DNA-templated transcription
Cellular component (GO): nucleus
Molecular function (GO): DNA-binding transcription factor activity, RNA polymerase II-specific; RNA polymerase II cis-regulatory region sequence-specific DNA binding; zinc ion binding
Source: RefSeq, a predicted model, not a curated record